Tachysurus vachellii is the source of this 883-nucleotide messenger RNA. RefSeq lists its product as uncharacterized. The record is from RefSeq and is a predicted model, not a curated record. Bases 8 to 883 code for a protein of 291 amino acids. Lineage: Eukaryota; Metazoa; Chordata; Actinopteri; Siluriformes; Bagridae. The transcript has 3 exons.
CUGCAGGAUGAAGGUCCAUGUCAUGGUGGAGAUGUUGGCGGUGGUAGUCGCCUUGUUCCUGGCUUUUGGUGUGAGCGACGGCGUGGUGAUAAACAAGUGUGAACUGAGAGACGAACUGAACUCGACUCUACCAGCAAAAAUGUUGGACAAGAUCACCAACCUGGUGGCAAAAAUCGUGUGCCAUGCGGAUCUGAGCUCCCACUUGAACACCAGCACCAUCAAUUAUAUAAUUGGACCCAACAUUAAGAAGUUCAUCCAAAUCCAAGAGCCUACUCUUCCAAAGGGUAACAGCUCAACCAGCACUGAAGGUCGUAGAGGACGGAAGGGCAGGUCUGCAGAGUCAAGCAGUGAAGAGUCCAGUGGGGAGUCCAGUGAAGAAGACAUCCGAGGGCCUAAAAGACGUUUCAGGUCUUCAAUGGUUAAUCCAGUCACUCUUCCAAAGGGUAACAGCUCAACCGUCAAUGAACGUCAUAGAGGACGCAAGAGUAGGUCUGCAGAGUCAAGCAGUGAGGAGUCCAGUGAGGAGUCCAGUGAAGAAGACAUCCGAGGGCCUAAAAGAAGUUUCAAUUCUUCAAUGGUUAAUCCAGUCACUCUUCCAAAGGGUAACAGUUCAACCGUCACUGAACGUCCUAGAGGACGCAAGAGUAGGUCUGCAGAGUCAAGCAGUGAGGAGUCCAGUGAGGAGUCCAGUGAAGAAGACAUCCGAGGGCCUAAAAGAAGUUUCAAUUCUUCAAUGGUUAAUCCAGUCACUCUUCCAAAGGGUAACAGUUCAACCAUCACUGAACGUCCUAGAGGACGCAAGAGUAGGUCUGCAGAGUCAAGCAGUGAGGAGUCCAGUGAGGAGUCCAGUGAAGAAGACAUCCGAGGGCCUAAAAGAAGGUAA